CAAAUUUGAUCUGGGUUCUUGGAGAUAUUUGCUGCUGAGGAAGAGUCGAAUCCCUUUUGAUUUGAGAGUCGGUCUCUUUGUGGUUCUUGAUUUCUGGGAAAUACUCAAAGACUGUCCUUUUAGUUCUGAUCUGGGAUCUGUAUUUAUGGUUUUGCUUUCCUGAAUUGAGGCUUCUGUUUUGGACUGUAAUAGAAUUGGUGGAUUUCUGCUUUCUUCUUGUGCUGUAAUUGAUUUGAUUUGUGGGUUGUAAGAAUUUGAGGCCAUAAAUAUUCUGAGAUUUGUUUGAUGGCUGGGGAUGAAUUGGUUGAGCUCAAAUUCAGGCUUGCUGAUGGAAGUGACAUUGGACCAAGCAAGUAUAAUUCUAGUACAACUGUGACAUCUCUUAAAGAAAGGAUUAUUGCACAGUGGCCCAAAGACAAAGAGAAUGGGCCUAAAUCAAUAAAUGAUAUCAAACUCAUCAAUGCGGGAAGGAUACUCGAAAAUAACAGAACAAUUGCUGAAUCACGACUUCCUCUCAGUGAAGUUCCUGGAGGUGUUAUCACAAUGCAUGUUGUUGUGCGGCCUCCGCUUCCAGACAAAAAUAGCGAUAAAUUGCAGGAUAAUUCACAGAAGAAAGGCGGAUGCUUCUGCUCCAUCUUGUAGCCUAUGCCACAGAAUAGAGCUUCUCCAAAUUCUUUUCUGCUUCCAUAUAUGUUCGCAUUACAGGUUCUGGAUUGCAUUUAUACAUGUUAAUAGAUUCAAAAACAUCAUCACAUAAUGGACUUGCUCGUCUGUCUGUUUCCAUCAUAGUGUUUUGUUCAGUGCUUUGUUCUCGUGGGCCGACGGAGAAACACCGUGCAGUUCUGUGACAUUUCAGAAGAGUAGAUGGGAAACAAUGAUUUGGUAUUUAAGCAAAAUUCAGAUUGAGUACUCAUAGAACCCAAAUUCAGCACGGAGCACCGAACAAAUCAAAUGGGAAAAACACUGCAAAAACAUGUCUUAUUUGUGGUUGAAUUGUAUUGUUUAUAGAUGAUUCUUGACAACGACAAUCUGUGUGAACCUUAAAGCUUUAUUGUGUAUGCAUAAUCAUAUUUGCCAACGGUGUCCGCAAUGCAGCACGGAAAUGGGGUUGUUCGAUAUCAAAGGACUUGUUUCAUAUUCAUUAUAGCUGAGUCUAUGGAGCCUCAGUGAUCCUACAUUGCUGAGUGGAAGGGUUGUCAAUGAAUGGAUGAAAAGUCGAUCUUCUCCAAGAGAUCACGCUCUUUGAAACCAGGAUCUUGGCUCUUUGCCAUCUGGGGUUUCUAGUAUGUACACUAGCAGCUGUUGAAGCUACGAGUCCUUCCGUGAUAAGUUCUAUAUUGCGGUUCAGAGCUGGAGAAGAUCACAUCCAAUUUCGCGUCAAGGUUCUCUCAUUGAAAGCUGUAUAAUCUGUUAGUUGCCCAAACCAUGGAACCUUGCUUUGUGGUUCUUUUUGUUCCCCCUUUCUUAGCAAAGUUUAGACGUCGUUUGCCUGUUUGACUUGAACAAUAGAAGCGAUGCUGCGUGGUGGAAUUGCAGGUCUCAAUGAAAAUAGAGUGUCGAGUGGCGGCGUUCACUAGCCGGAGAUGGCAUUUGGGUAUGAUGUACAACACAAGGGUGCAAGUGAGUAGAGCUCAAUAAGAGUUUUGAGUCUUGAUAUUUGAUCUGACAUUGAUGGUCAAAAGUUAGUUUGAAUUUUCAAGGUGUGUAGUUGAACCUCUAAGUUUCUCAAAAUAUCUAUAAGAAGUUAGACACCUUAUUUGGUAC
Messenger RNA from Sesamum indicum (sesame), 1764 nucleotides. RefSeq names its product membrane-anchored ubiquitin-fold protein 6 precursor (gene MUB6). The record is from RefSeq and is a predicted model, not a curated record. Lineage: Eukaryota; Viridiplantae; Streptophyta; Magnoliopsida; Lamiales; Pedaliaceae. Gene Ontology annotation, molecular function: protein binding.